Penicillium arizonense is the source of this 708-nucleotide messenger RNA. RefSeq lists its product as uncharacterized. The transcript has 2 exons. Bases 1 to 708 code for a protein of 235 amino acids. NCBI's taxonomy places the organism in Eukaryota, Fungi, Ascomycota, Eurotiomycetes, Eurotiales, Aspergillaceae. The record is from RefSeq and is a predicted model, not a curated record.
AUGAGAGAUGACUACACUGAGUGGGAACGCUUCUCCCAUCCGGACCCGGACGAGGAAGACCCUCCGACUCUGGACGAAGUUCAAAUCCUGCGAGAAUUUGCCGAGUCCUUCGGCACAGCCAAUGCCAUUGCAGCAGAGGAUACUGCUCGCCAACUAAUGUCGCUCGUCGAAGAGGGCCGCGUGGUUGAGAAGCGCCAGAACAACGUCGUGGACAAAGGCGAACGCGUCUCCUGGUUAUUAUGGGAUGCUGCUAUCGACAUGCCGCGCUACCAGCCUGCUAUUCUCAAGUUAAUUGAGGCGAUCCGCACGCUGCCUCAGCUGGAACGAACCGAGGAGCAGAUUCGCACCGGCUGUUUCGAGGACCAACUAGAAACCUGGAGGUCCUUGGAGGCAUUCGAUUACAUUUGGUCGGAGACAUAUUCCCGCUGUUGGGAGAUGAGAUACGGCCCAUAUCCCUAUUACGGGUGGACUGACUUCCACAACGCCAACGCUUUUUAUGCGCACUUUCUUGCCGCUUAUCCUCCCGAAUCUCCCGAUCUCAGGGAGUUAACCGUGGCAUUGCGACUGAUCGUAUUCGCCCUUGAGCAGGAUCCAUGGACCCAUGCCCAACAACCUCCGCCGCAGUGGCAAGGCCACCGCUAUCGGGACACUGGUCGCCCUACUGAUUAUAUGCAAAUGCUGAAUGUGAGUGAGAAUGAAAGGCCAUGA